Molecule: messenger RNA, 4243 nt
Organism: Hippoglossus stenolepis (Pacific halibut)
Lineage: Eukaryota; Metazoa; Chordata; Actinopteri; Pleuronectiformes; Pleuronectidae
Gene: pof1b
Product: POF1B actin binding protein
Exons: 11
Coding region: 124-1143 (339 amino acids)
Biological process (GO): actin filament organization; bicellular tight junction assembly; epithelial cell morphogenesis
Cellular component (GO): actin filament; adherens junction; bicellular tight junction
Molecular function (GO): actin filament binding
Source: RefSeq, a predicted model, not a curated record
GAGGUGGAGGUGGAGGAGACGGAGAUCAUCAACGUCAUACAGCAGAAGCCGCCGCCGGCGAUAGAGAGGAUCACCAGGACGGAGGUGAGGAGCGAGCUGAGGGAGGUGCCCCAGCCGACGAAGAUGGACACGCGCUACUUUGGCGAGCUGCUGGCCGACGUCUACAGGAAGAACUGCGACAUCCACUCCUGCAUCUCGGAGCACGUGUCGAAGAUCCGUGGGCAGAAACAUCAGCUGGAUCCCAGCAACGACUACAAGGUGGAGAAGGAGGAGGUGGAGGCCUUGAUUCCCAAAGGAGCCACUGAACUGACCAAGCAGCAGAUCCGUUACCUGCUGCAGACUCGUCUCACUGCAGAUAAGAGCAUGCGUCUGCUGCUCUCCACCUUCAGCAGUCUGAGGGAGGAGCUCCUCCACAUGUCCGAGGACUUGCGGCGUCUGGAGAUGGAGAAGGAAUCACUGGAGCGAGAUCUGAGCUUCAAAGCAGACCAGGCUAAGCAGUAUGAUCUCCUCCUGGAGGCCGUCCGAGAGAACAACAGGCAGCUGCAGCUGUCCCUGAAGGAAACCAGCGCCUCCCAGCGCUCCCUGGAGAGUCAGCUGUCGAGCAGCAGAAACACCGACUCGAGCCGCGAGUUCAAGGUCAAGGAGCUGGAGGGGAGGAUGAGGGCGAUGGAGCAAGAGAACGAGAUGCUCCGAACGAAGCUGGCGGGUCAGGGCAGCAGCACCACCCUGCACAUCAAGACGGAGGAGCUGUCCCGUCAGUACAAAGAACAGCUGAGCACCAUGAGACAAGAGAAGGACACAGAGAUAACGAGGCUCAGGACCCAGAUCACACGGAUCCAGACGGAGGUGACCAGCGAGAAGUCGUCGUCGGACAAGAGCCUCCACCUGAAGAUCUCGGAGCUGCUCGUCAUGUUGGAGCAGCGGCAGACCACCAUCACCCGGCAGGAGGAGGAGAUCAAGAAGCUGAUUAAGGAAAGAAACGACACCUCCAAGAACGUCACCAAGACCAUCAUCACCAAGAGAUACAGGAACCAGUACCCCAUCCUCGGUCUGCUCGGCGACGACUACAACAUGACUUCACCCAUCAAGGAGGACAAGACCAUCGUCAUCGAGAGAACUGGAGAGAUUAUCAAACAGGAAUGAUUGAACGACAAGAAGACGCCCCCUCCCUCCCUCCCUCUGCAUGCUUGCCCCCCCCUCGUCUCCUCUCCCUCAUCCUCAGGGCUCCCCGGGUUGGUGGUGGUUCAAAUCCCCGUCUCCCCUCCUUUUAAAUAUGGGAUCAUUGAUUCAGAUUCUUUGUCGUUUGGGCUUUUAAAAAAUAUAAUAUAUAUAAAAAGGGGAAAAAAUAAAGUAAAACAUAAAGAUCAAAUCUUUUCAGACUCUUCUGCAGCCAGUUGGUUGUGUGAUGGAUUAAAGAGGCUGUGAUGUGGGAGUCAUGACAACUGGGAACUGGACGAGAUUUCAUCUUUUUAAUAAAAACAAUUUAAAUAACAGUUAAUCUAAUUUGAGAAAUAAAAGUUUUAAGGUCAAGAACAUCUCAACAAAUGUCUCAAACUGGCUUUUGAUUGGCUCCUAAAAUAUAAGUAUGAUAAUUUCUUUCAUAUUUAAUCUCUCAGUGUAAAACACGUUGUGCUGUUUUACAGGUGAAUACAUCACAGCUCUGUGGUCGGGUCGGGAACUGAGACAUGUUUCUUAUAAUUGAAUCACUGAACAGUUGAUUCUGUGAUAUAUUGAAAGACAAUCAUCUGUGAAACGUUUCUAAAAAAAGCUGAUAUUUCUUGUUUUAAUUAUUUCCUACAUUAACAACUGAGAUUCAAAGUUAACACAAAGUGUCAGAGAGAAAAAGUCGCAGAUGAUUGUGUUGUGAUAUAUUGUUGUGUGAAUUAUUUGUCUCUUCCCUUCUCGGCAGUCGAGUUAAUAAUUCACAGUCCGGCUGCGUUUGGUUCCACAGCGAUGUUCGACUCCUCUCGUCCAAAAUACUCAAAGCAAAGAACGACGCAGCAGAUGAUCCUGUGAAAUCCUGCACAUUCAAUAGUUUAAGUCUUGUAGGUAAAUAUUUGUGAGGGAAACGUCUCCAGGAAGAUCUUGUAAAGGAAAAGUUGGAUAUGAAUUCAUAUUUAAAAGUUGCACUUUGACAACGAUAACAUGAUCCAACAUGAGCUUCUCUCUGAAGUGCAGCGAUAUUUCAGAUUUCACAGUUUGACAGAUGACAUCACGUAUUUUACAAUCACUGGUUUUAAAACGCUGCUCAAAUAGUUUUUCCUUCCGUCCUUCAUUAAAUAUAUCAAACGAUUAACAGACUGAAUUUUGGUAAUAAUACAAAACCUUCAGGUUUCUUAGUGUCUUAUUUUGACCAAUAUGAACGUAAUCUACAAAAUCUGUCAAAUUUCAAACACAAACAAAAGUGCAAGAACUUAGUCGCCUAAAAACAGGAAGUAAGGAGUAAACAACGAGUCAACAAACUAAAGAUCAAAGCAUCCGACCUCAACUCCAGCUACUUGAUAACUUUCGAUAUUACCCUGCUACUGACACAAUCUCACCACUAGGGGGCUCAGUGACGUGAGGACGAAAUACUUCUGUGGAACCAAAUGUUACCGAACGUGUCGCGUCUCAACUCCCAGUUGUCGCUACCGCACGUCGAGCCGAGUCUGGUACUGAUACAGGUACUGGUACUGGUACUGGUACUGGUACUGGUACCAUGUAGCAUGAAAUCCUCCCCAGAGCCACCACAGCCACGUUAGCCCCGGGGACGAGGAAGUGGACGUGUCACUAUGAUCUCGACUCUGCAUGUAAAUAUUUAUAUAGUAGAAGUAUAUAUUGAGAAGGGCUCGCUCAGUGAAUGUUCUCCUCAGAAGAGCAGCCCUCCUGCUGUGUGGUCUGAGGUACAGUUGAAAAAUUUUCCGAUCGGGUUGUUUCCUCUGCUUUUGUUUUGUGCUAAAUGGUUUAUAAUGUUGAUUUAUGUCAUUUUGUUGUUGUUUAAUUCUUUUACUCUGUGGUUUGUAUGUGUUGAUGGACUCAGAGGUGCAUGCGAGCAUGUACUUCUGGUAUGUUUGUACAUGACGGUGGGAUCUGGCUCGGGGGCUGCGUCAUGUCUCACAUCCAUGAGAGGACGCUCUGGACUCACAUGGGUGUCGUGCAUCGCAGUGGGCGGGUUGGGGGGGCGGGGUUACGAGUUGGGGUGGAUGGCUGGAACUGGAACUGGAGCAUGAUUUAAUGGGGGAUUAUGAUGGUGGAAGAAAAUGUUAUAGCACAAUAUUAUGUUCAGCUGUAUAGUGAGUCUCUCUCUUCCUGAGUCGUCCUGUCUCUGUUCACAUAAGGAAGCAUGUUGAAGGCUUUGUGUCCACCAGGGGGCGCUCCUCUCAGGUGCUGCAGCAGCUGAAGUUUACACUAAACCUUACACUGAGGCCUUAAUGUUGCUCCACGGAGCUUAAAAUAACUCUUUGACUUUUUUUAACACAUUCCUGACAGUUAAGUUUUCACCCACUUGUCUCCUGAACCGGUUUCAUCCUCAUUAUUUACACAAUGAAGUAGUUAAUAUGUUGUAAUAGAUUAAUACUAUAUGUACAUUAUAUUUUUUACCAGCAGUAGAUGUAAAUAUUUGUAACUGGUUCGGACGACAACAGUGAAAUCGUGGUGAAACCAAACACACACACACACACACACACACACACACACACACACACACACACACACACACACACACACACACACACACACACACACACACACACACCAUAGCCUGUAAAUAAAGAUGGACAACACGUCUCCCCUCCGUCCCACUGUUAAGAAAUUAAGCCAAAACAUCUGGGAUACAGGUGACGCCAUUUUUAUCUCUUAUGAAGUCAUAAGUCAGCCUCAGCUGUCAAUCAAUCAAUCAGGACGUUUCACACUGUUUUUACAUCAUCAAAUAACCAAUUCAAACCAAACCCAUCUUAAAAAAAAGUUAUUUAACAAUUACUUUAGACCAUUUGCUGACAUGGUUUAUGACCUAUACUGCAACCAGCCACUAGGGGGCGAUCCAGAUGUUUUGUUGUCCAUCUUUACUUCACAAACACAAACAUCUGUUCUCGCUCUGUAUCCUCUUUAUUAAAAAUCAUUGUUAUCGUCUCUCCUGCACCUCAACAUGCACCGACUGUGUGAACUGUGUCUUUAGUUUUGCCGUUUUAAAGCGUCAGAUUAGGGAAGAAAAAAAUAAAAUAAAAUUGUAAACAAACCCUGUUUCAAUAAAAUCUACUGGAAACUU